Molecule: messenger RNA, 1539 nt
Organism: Sodiomyces alkalinus F11
Lineage: Eukaryota; Fungi; Ascomycota; Sordariomycetes; Glomerellales; Plectosphaerellaceae
Exons: 19
Coding region: 1-1539 (512 amino acids)
Source: RefSeq, a predicted model, not a curated record
AUGACGCUGGAAGGCCUUGGGGUUGACGUUGCCGAUCCGGGACGAUUAUUUUCCGUUGCUUCGGAUCUAGCCCAUUUUGACCUCGAAUCUCCUAUGACAUUGAUCGUUCGUCUCAGCGAGUCCACAACCUGGAAUGAUGCAAGGAAUGCGGAAAAGAGUGAUACCUCACCCAAAUACUGGCUAGCCGAUCAGAUCGACCAGAGUCUAUUGACAGACGAACCCCAACUAACCAGCUUGGCAUUACCACUACGCAGGAAUCACGUUUUUUCUUCUUCUUCUUCUCGACCUGAGACAAGCGAGAAGGGCAGGUUCUUACAAACGGCUCGCGCACUUCUCAGUGCCGACUUGGGGACUUUGCCCACCAACGAAAUCUUCAGUCUACCACGGCACGCGGACUGCGAAGUCAGCGUACAUAUUUCCGUCUACGAGCUGUACUUCCCACUUCCCGAUAGUCUCGGAGACGGCAGGGGGCCAACAGAGGCACUUGAUAGCGGGAUCUCCUGCCCAGAGGCGGAACAGGUUUUCCUCGUGCACGAGAUGAUCCUGUUGGCUCCCAUCUUCCUCCCCUUGAUCCUUCAUGCGCGUCAUCAAUCCUACCUACGAGAUCUCACAUUCCUUGCGACUGAACUACCAGCGCGCCAACUAGACGACCCUUUAAAUCGAAACGUCGCUGGACACCCGCCCUCCCCGUGCCUUGAGUCUUACAUCAACCUUUCUAGUGUUGUCACCGACUACUUCGUACGUCUCCCUCGACUCGGUGUUGCCGUGUGCCACCCCCACGGUCUACUACCCAUCAAGAAGGCCGACUGCUCAACUGCUCAUCAAUCGAUGUACGCUCUCGGCGUCGCAUACACUUUUCUAAUCGAUUCCUUCAAUGUGACCUUGACCAAAAGCAGGAAGCAAGCGCAGUCGACAUGUUACCAAAUUCCUUGGCGGGGGCCCCUAGCCAUUCCUAGCUGGCUUUGUGCGCCCCCUGGUCUUGUCGAAACAAGACUGGUAGGCUCGGCACUGACCGUCCCGAAUGGAGAACUGGGCCGUUCUUCACCAACCUCUUCCAAAGCUGCAUCGAGAUACGUUCGACUAGCUUUCUCACUAUCAUUUUUCGUCUCUGUCUUCGCAGUAUUCAGCUCGGAGGAAGGGAGAGACGACGGGAAGAGGGGUGAAAGAAUGUCCGAAGUCUUAGAACAUUAUGUUGACAGCGAUAUCUCUGUCCUGGCUCUGGUCAAUGAGAGGGCAUCCAUGGAAUGUUCCAAGAAACGGACGAGGGCAAGACAUUCCGACGGCAAGGCUCGGCUUUGUUCCGCAACCAUACUAUCGGGGCUCUCCAUUGAAAACCUAUUCGGUCCUGUCGCACUUCGCACCAAAGCCCCAUACUGGGAGCAAUAUUCUGUCAUUGAUCGACGAGCAGAGAGACAUGGCCUAGGUCACCCGCUAGCGCAAGCCCAUGCGCCAUGCGCCCUGUACACUUUCUUCAUUUUCUUCUUCGUAGUGCAUCCCUACAUCGUCGGCUCAUCUUCGAUCACCUGGCCCCAGUCUUAA